This is a messenger RNA of Fragaria vesca subsp. vesca, 1359 nucleotides long. RefSeq lists its product as uncharacterized. The coding region runs from base 1 to 1359 and encodes 452 amino acids. Gene Ontology annotation, molecular function: protein binding. Lineage: Eukaryota; Viridiplantae; Streptophyta; Magnoliopsida; Rosales; Rosaceae. The transcript has a single exon. The record is from RefSeq and is a predicted model, not a curated record.
AUGUUAAGAAUUAAGAGAAAACAGAAAUCUGAUUGCGAAGAAGAGAUCAGAACCAAGAGUUGCUCUAAGGAAUUCCUAGAAGAUAUCAUGAGGCUGAUUCUACCACGGCUAUGCAAAUCAGAUUACCUUUCAUGCAGAGUAGUAUGCCAUUCUUGGCGAGCCGCUGUUGAUAAGGCUAUUGCGAGCAAGAACUGCCCUCCUGCUUCUCGACUUCCAUGGCUAAUUAGCAUUGAUUCUAGUCAGAGAUUUCAGGCCAAAGAUCAUUGCUUUGUUAAUCAAAAACCCCUUUACAAGUCAAUGGGGAAGUUAGACCGGCUGAUUGGUUUUGUUUCUUUUUCUAGGCGCAAAUUUGUUGGGUCGAUCGUGGGGUGGUUGAUCAUGGUUGAACAUAGAGCUGUCUACUUCUUGAACCCAAUAUCGGGUGCCCGAGUCAUGCUCCCAUCACGAUCCACCAUUCAUCACACAUCUUUCUCCUUCAUGAAAGCAGUAGCCUCUACAGUACCAACCAGGUUGCAGCAUUGUCUUGUUGCUAGCCUAAGUAAAAAACACCGUUUGGCUUUCUGUAAGCCCAAGGAUAAAUCUUGGACCGUUAUUGAGGUUGAAGGUAGAGAGGAUGAUGAACUCGUCAAGUUUGGUGAUAUCGAAAUAAUCGAUGAGAGAUUAUAUGCUGCAACUGACCUUGCAUCAGAAUCCUUAAUGGUGUUUCACAUUUCAUAUGCCGACGGCGGCCCUCCUACCUAUUCGGCUGAAAGGUUGGUUAUGAAUCACCCGAGGCCAGUUCGUAAUGAAAUUUUCGAAGAUAUCAUUCCUCCUCCGGGGGAUAAUGGAGUACCGGAGUUCACUUACACGGGGGCUACAAGCCCUUACCUAGCAAAAGAUUCUGCAUCAAAGGAGUUGUUUAUGAUUUUCCGAAACAUUAGGGUAUCUCUUAAGCAGGGUGCUAAUUUUGCCAUUCGAUGUUGGACUACCAAGUCAUGUGAGACUGAAGGAUUCCGAGUGUUCAAGUUGGAGGGUAAUAUUAAUGGUCCUCGGUGGGUAGAGAUUGUCGACCUCGGCGAUCGGAUAUUGUUUCUUAGUCGUCUCACCAACAAGUUGGUCUCUUCCGGCAAUGGUCUUAGUUGUUCCUGCAGUGACAAUAAGGAACUCGAAAGAAACUGUAUCUAUUAUGCUUUCGGUUUGCGAUCAGCAUUUUUUCUGCGUCAUCAGUUUGGGGUGGAUACGUUGAAAACUUUUCGUCACUUUGGGGUGUAUUCUUUGACAAAUAGGAGCAUCAAGCAGCCUCAUGUUCUUCCAAAGAAUCAUGCCAGAUCCUUGCACAGACAAUUUGCUUGGAUCACACCAAAUCCAAAUCUUUGGUAG